Molecule: messenger RNA, 2750 nt
Organism: Ostrinia nubilalis (European corn borer)
Lineage: Eukaryota; Metazoa; Arthropoda; Insecta; Lepidoptera; Crambidae
Gene: eIF4B
Product: eukaryotic translation initiation factor 4B
Exons: 15
Coding region: 134-1912 (592 amino acids)
Molecular function (GO): RNA binding
Source: RefSeq, a predicted model, not a curated record
UUAUUUACUUUACCGUUAUUGGAAGGAAGUUAUUUCAACUGCUGGCAACAUUGGUAGCUUUGUCUCCCGAAGUGUGGUGUUUGGUAAAUAAACGACACUCAGUCAGUGGCAACACUGGCCCCAGCCUUGUAAUAUGGCCGCUUCAGGCAAGAAAUCAAAAAAGGCAAAAUGGAUUCCGGCCAGCAUCACAGAUAUUAUUGCAGAGCCGACUACAAUUCCCACCGCAAACAGCUGGGCGGAAUCGGUAGAUGAGGAACCCGAAAGCACCAGCUAUGGAGGGUACCAGACCAGACCCCGGGCUCCGGUGGUUCUCCCGUCGGCGUCGCGAGCGGCGCGCGGCGGCAUGGCGGUGGACGACGAGGACAUACCGAAGCGCCCGCCCUACAUCGCUCACAUCUCCAACCUGCCCUACGAUGUAGAUGAGACUGCUAUCUCGGAGUUGUUCGCUGGAUUGAAGAUUCUCAGCUUGAGACUUCCAAGAGAAAGCGACCGCCUGAAAGGAUAUGGAUACAUAGACUUCGAAGACAGAGAAAGUCUUAUAAAUGCCAUGAACAUGCCAGAUCUGACAAUAGGCGGCCGGCGGAUAAGGAUAGUCGUCUCUACCCAGGAGAACGACCGCCGCAUGGGCCGGGGCGGCCGCUCCGACCGGGAAAGGGAGUACGACCCGGAGCGCACGAUGGGCGACUGGCGCUCGGGCCCGCGCGCGGCGCCCGAGCCGCAAGCACGCGAGCGCCCCGCCGGCCGCGAGCCGAUGCGCGCCGACCGCGAGCGCGACAGGGACUCGAGUGUAGACAACAAGCCGGGCGCGUGGCGUGACGGCGAGCGCGCGGCGCCCGAGCCGGCCCGCACGCCCUACGGCGGCCGAGACUCCUUCGGCCGCGACCGCUACGGAGAGGACCGUGGCCGUGAACGCAGUGGCUACGGCGGACGCGAUGGAUUCCGUACAGCAGAUCGUGAUGGAUUUGGUAGUCGGGAAAGCAGAGGUUUUGGCAGCAGAGGAUUCGGCGAUCGUGACAGAGACAGAGAUCCGCCCAGAGAAGACGCGAAACCUCGCGAGCGGCCGAAGCUGAACUUGCUCCCGCGUACUGUGCCGCGUGAGCCUGAAGUGGCGCUUAAGCCGGCCGACGGCGCGUUGCUCGACGACAAACCCGAGAAAGUCGAAAAGGCGCCGCCGAAGCCCGUGCCUGCUGAGAAGGUGUUCGGCGCUGCUAAGCCCGUCGACACUGCUGCUAAGGAGCGUGAAAUUGAAGAACGCCUUCUAAAACAAGAAGAAGAAUCAAGACGUGCAGCUGAAGAAAAAGAACGCUGGGGUCGUAGGAACGAUCACUCCGGUGACCGUCGCGGUGGUGCCAGACGCGACGAGCGCGGCAGAGACUCGCGCAGCUUCAACCGAGACCGGCGCGACUACUCCAAAGACGACAAGGACAGGCGCGACGACGACCGCAGGCGAGACUACUCUAAGGACGACCGGGACCGGCGCGACGACCGCGACCGCCGCGACUACCGCGACGAUCGCGACCGGCGGGACGACCGCGACCGCCGCGAUGACAGCAGGCGGGACGACCGCCGGGACGGGGGCCGCGACGACCGCGACCGCCGGGACGACAGGCCCCGCGACGACCGCGACCGACGGGAUGACACCAGGCGCGACUACCGCGACGACAGAGACAUACGCGACUCCAAGGAUGAACGCGCGCGACGCUCGCAUUCGGGCUCGAGGCGCGGCUCCCGCGACUCGCGCUCGGAGCCGGACGAGCGGCGCGAGCCUUCGCCCGAGCGCAACGGCCGCGCGCGCGACCACAGUCGCGACGACAAGCCCUUGCCCAAGUUGAAGGAACAGGAGAAACCGAACUUUGUUGCGUCAAAUAAAUUCAGCUUCCUAGAGGACGCCAACGACGGUACAUCCGAUUAACACACAGAGUGCGCUAAAUAUUGCAAUUAUACGAGACUAGAGUGUAAAGUGUAAAUUAACGAGUAUCAAGUGUGUAAGUGCGGACGCGGCGAGCGGCGGCGAGCAUGCCCGAGCAGCUCCGAGCGAGCCCCAGCCUUUGUUGCCCUUCCACUACCACAAUUCCUUCGCUACUCUGAACUAGAUGCCUAAUGUAUUUGCUCACAUAUUUCUAUCAGUCGAAGUGCAGUAAAGGCUGGGGCUCAUGAUUUGUGACCAUAAUGUACUGAUCGGUGUAAAUUUUUCUAUGGGUUUGUUACGUAAUAGUGUUUUGUAUGAACGGUUGCAGAAUAUAGCAGAGAGCAAUAAAUGCAAAUGAUUUACUAUUAAUUAAUUCCAUUUCCUACUGUUAUUCUUAUUAUCGGUACAGGUGCUCUCCAUUUUUUUGUGAAUAAUAUUUCGUAAUUCUAUUAUAUUUUUACUACCAUAGGGAAUCUUAUCUAAUUUCUUUAUUUUAGAAUGUCUUGUGUUAAAUAUUAGUCGAUUUAGAUUUAUUGUUAGAAUGUUAAUUGUAUUAUUUAUCUUUACACUCAAAAUUUGUUAUCAAGCUCUACGAUAUUAAAGGCGCAAUAUUUACUUUAGUUUGCAAGUAUGCAUAUUAUAUUGUGUGGUUGCCUUAAUCGUAAAGAAUUAGUUAAUAUGAAAAUUUAAAGUACCUUGAAACAGGAUAAGGGCCUGGUCACAAGAAUAUUUUACGGCGAAAAGUGGUCUACACGACUGGAAUAGUUUUUAAUACAAUAUUCUUAUGUUUGGUACACCUCAUUCUAAUUUGAAUUAUAAAUAAAUUACCUUUUUACAACCA